CUUCGAACCCCAAAACUCUCACCACCUCAAAUCCGCCACUGCAUUUCUCCACAGAAUCGUAAACGGUGUCGUUUUGAGGAGAGAGAAGAGAAGAGAAUGGUGUCCACGGCGGCGAGAGUAGAUCUGGACGGGAAGCCGAUAAAGCCGAUGACGAUAUGCAUGAUCGGCGCCGGUGGCUUCAUCGGGUCCCACCUCUGCGAGAAGCUGAUGGCGGAGACGCCGCACAAGGUCCUAGCCUUGGACGUUUACAAUGACAAGAUCAAGCACCUGCUGGAGCCAUCCGACGGUCAUCCUUGGUCCGAUCGCAUCCAGUUCCACCGCCUCAACAUCAAGCACGACUCCCGCCUUGAAGGCCUCAUCAAGACCUCAGAUCUGACUAUCAAUCUGGCCGCGAUCUGUACUCCGGCGGACUACAACACGCGCCCGCUGGACACUAUUUACAGCAACUUCAUCGAUGCCUUGCCUGUGGUGAAGUACUGUUCUGAAAACAACAAGAGGCUGAUUCACUUUUCGACUUGUGAAGUGUAUGGGAAGACCAUUGGAAGCUUUCUUCCUAAAGAUAGCCCCCUUCGUCAGGAUCCUGCAUAUUAUGUGCUUAAUGAAAAUGAUUCUCCUUGCAUCUUUGGGUCUAUCGAAAAGCAAAGAUGGUCUUAUGCCUGCGCAAAGCAAUUGAUUGAGAGGCUAAUAUAUGCUGAGGGAGCAGAAAAUGGUCUUGAGUUUACCAUUGUGAGACCCUUUAACUGGAUUGGACCUAGGAUGGAUUUCAUUCCCGGCAUUGAUGGCCCAAGUGAGGGUGUUCCAAGAGUUCUAGCAUGCUUUAGUAAUAAUCUUCUUCGUCGCGAGCCACUCAAGCUGGUAGAUGGUGGCGAAUCCCAAAGAACAUUCGUGUAUAUAAAGGAUGCUAUUGAUGCUGUUAUGUUGAUGAUUGAAAAUCCUGCUAGGGCCAACAGUCACAUAUUCAAUGUGGGCAACCCCAACAAUGAAGUCACAGUUAGGCAGCUCGGUGAAAUGAUGACUGAGGUUUAUGCCAAGGUGAGUGGUGAGCCAAAACUUGAGCAACCAACUGUUGAUGUCAGCUCAAGGGAAUUUUAUGGAGUGGGAUAUGAUGAUAGUGAUAAGAGAAUUCCAGACAUGACCAUCAUCAACAGGCAGCUUGGCUGGAAUCCAAAGACUUCAUUAUGGGACUUGCUUGAAUCAACCCUCACGUAUCAGCACAGGACGUAUGCCGAGGCUAUUAAGAAGGCCAUUUCCCAACCAGCUUCCACAAACUAAAUAAACUUGGGUUUUGACGCCAAUCACGUAUUCGUCCUUAGGUGUGCUGUUGUUUGGCAGGUGUUCAAAUUCUUUUCUAUGAAAUCUUAAUAUGUAACCUUAUGUUUGAUUCGAAUAUAUAGUACAUUUUUUUUCGUCUCACGGAUGUCGUUAGUUAAUAGUUCGUGGUAGAGCUCAGCAUUUUGUGCUUGGAAUGUUUGCAGUAUAUCUAGAUGUCCUUAGAAAACUAUAUCAAGUUACAGUAAUUUGUCACCUGAGCUUUUGCAACGACAUGCUGAGGAUUAUAGGCCACUAUACAAUUGAAGCUGGUUUUGUUCUUUUGGGGAUGUGUUCGUCCUUCCUCCAUUUGGGGCAUAUAUUGUAUUAUUUUCGAUAACCUUUCAGCUUAUGAUUUUCUUGGUUAAUCAUUAUUAUAUUUAUUAUUUCAAGCAUA
This is a messenger RNA of Argentina anserina (silverweed cinquefoil), 1705 nucleotides long. RefSeq names its product UDP-D-apiose/UDP-D-xylose synthase 2. The transcript has 9 exons. The record is from RefSeq and is a predicted model, not a curated record. Lineage: Eukaryota; Viridiplantae; Streptophyta; Magnoliopsida; Rosales; Rosaceae. The coding region runs from base 97 to 1272 and encodes 391 amino acids. Gene Ontology annotation, molecular function: carboxy-lyase activity.